ACUGGUCUCGCCGUCGUGCGCGAUCGCGCGGCCCGGUUCACAGUUCGUUUUGGCCACUGCAGUGACAAACAUCGCGUAAGCCUCUCUCAACACGGCAGCUCUAUUUAUUUUGAAAAGUAAAUUUUACAAACUACCAGCAUUAAUCUGCUGCUGCAGGAAAGUGCUAAAAAAAAGGAAAAUAAACAAGUUUGCAGCAUCGAAUUUGGCGCGUCUGUGUGAGUGUCAGUGUCAAUGUGCGGCGGUGUGCAAACCUAUGCCAGCUAGUGAGCGCAUUCGAUGCUGCAUGUGUGAGAAGUGCAAGUGCAAAGCUAAUCGAGAUCGCAAAACCAGAUCGACGCUUACCGGUGAGAAAAAGUGAAACCCCGGCACGGUGAAACCAGUGAGCCAAGAUCAACCGAAGAAAGUGAACCCAGCCCUGCAGCCCUGUCUUUGGCGCAUUGGCGGACGAGACGUUUCACUCAGCAAUAACGAUGUCGAUGGGACAAGCGUCGUGGAAAGCGCACGGGAUCAUCCUGGCGGCGCUGGUGAUCGGGCUCGCCAGUGGACAGCGCCAGGACCAGGAGGACCCGUGCAAAACCAAGUCGAAGGUGGUCGGUGACGUGACGUACUGCGAUCGGUACUGGGAGUGCAUCAACAACCAGCCGGAGCUGUACGACUGCCCGAACGGGCUCGUGUUCGCCGGCAAGCACCGGGGCGUCACGGAGGGCUGCGACUACCCGUGGCGUUCGAACUACUGCGACGGCAAGCAACUGGCAAACGGGCCAAUCUCGACGGAGCACUGCGAUUGGCUUUACGGCAUCUUUGGGCACGAGACGUCCUGCACGCGGUACUGGACCUGCUGGAACGGUACGGCGACGGAGCAGCUCUGCAUCGGUGGGCUGCUGUACAACGAGAACGCGCACAGCUGCGAUUGGCCCGAGAACGUUGAUGGAUGCCAGAAGCACCCACUCUGCAACGAGGAUGCGAAUGGCAACGUGCCGCUAGGCAAGUCCUGCAAUCGCUACUGGCAGUGUCAGGGUGGCUACCCGCGGCUGCAGCGCUGCCCCGCCAUGCUGGUGUUCGAUCGGCGCAGUCUGCGCUGUGUCGUGCCACCGACCGAGGACUGUGAUGUGCCAACGACCCCGCUGCCCUUGGAAUACGAACCAGAGCAGCAGCAGCAGCAGCAGCAACAGCAGGGCAAGGGAAAUCCAAACGCCAUUUACCAACCGUCCGGCGCCGGUGGACUGCAGGGUGGCAAAUUGCAAUCGGGAGGACGAAACAAGAACUAAACAAUCACUGUCAUGCCACCAACACA
Anopheles merus is the source of this 1294-nucleotide messenger RNA. Its product is annotated as protein obstructor-E-like. Gene Ontology annotation, cellular component: extracellular region. The transcript is spliced from 6 exons. Bases 471 to 1268 code for a protein of 265 amino acids. NCBI's taxonomy places the organism in Eukaryota, Metazoa, Arthropoda, Insecta, Diptera, Culicidae. Gene Ontology annotation, molecular function: chitin binding. The record is from RefSeq and is a predicted model, not a curated record.